UGCUUGGGAGCUCAGGGUGGUACAAGUGGGAACCAAGGAGCAUCAGGUCAGGAGUUUAGACCCACUGGGAGAUACUGACUUGUCAUCAUGCACUGGGAUCUAGAGGGGUGGAGGGGGAGUCUGGAUAAUACUUUUGAGAGCAGCUCUGGUUAGAUAGCCCUGAGGCAGGGUCCUGGCUGCAUGAGUCUCAUUCUGGAACAGGGUUUCUCAACCUUGGCACUAUUGACGUUUUGAGUCUGAUGAUACUUUGUUGUGUGUUGGGGUAGAAUAGGAGGGGGAGCUGUCCUGUGCCUUGUAGGAUGUUUAGCAGCACCUCUGACCUCUACCCACUAAUUUCAGUAGCACCUCUCUAAUCAUGACAACCGAAAACGUUUCUAGACCUUGCUGAAUGUCCCUGGCAGAGAUAUGGAGCAAAAUUGUCUCAGGUUGAGAGCCACUGAUCUAGAAUGUUCUCAUGAUUUUAAAGAGGUAGACAGUCACGGGAGGUGGGGGUGAUGGCUUCUGAAUGCACAUCCAUCCCACGCCCUUUUGGAUUCAAAGUCUGAGGUUGGAUUCUCUUCAAAGCCAGGGGAUUCCUGCUUUACUAAACCUGCUCAGCGUGUGAGAGUUUGGUUCGAAGUUAGUAGUUCUGGUAUGUUGCCUGCCAGGGAGGAGAAUCCUGGCGUCCUUGAGUUUUCCCAGAAGUGGUUCAGGUUUCAGGGAGGCGGUGGCUAUGGGUGGCUGGGCAGCCUGCCUGUCCGAACCCGCCCACCCGCCACUGACUGUUGCCUUAAGGCUGGCACUCGAACCUCUCUCCCUCCUGCACGCGCAGAAUGUCAGGAAGUGCCUGUUGUUGGGGACUCUCCGCCUGCCCAGCACCCCCUCUCCACUCACCUGCAAGCCUCAGGACCUGAGGCUGCCCUGCCUGCCAAGAGGAGUGCUGGGGUUGUAGCAAGACACAGGCAUGCCCUUCCCCCCGAGCGGGCCUGCCGUGUGGCACUCCGAGGAGCCCCAGCGGCUGUGGGCCUGGAACCCCCAGGCCAGGGACACCAGGGCAGGUGGGCAGCCUCUCCACAAAGGUUCCGGGCGCGGAGAGGCUGAGACCCGGGAGUGCAUCUACUACAAUGCCAACUGGGAGCUGGAGCGUACCAACCAGAGCGGCCUGGAGCGCUGUGAGGGUGAGCAGGACAAGCGACUGCACUGCUACGCCUCCUGGCGCAACAGCUCUGGCACCAUCGAGCUUGUCAAGAAGGGCUGCUGGCUGGACGACUUCAACUGCUACGACAGGCAGGAGUGUGUGGCCACCGAGGAGAACCCCCAGGUGUACUUCUGCUGCUGUGAAGGCAACUUCUGCAACGAGCGCUUUACCCACCUGCCAGAGGCUGGGAGCCCGGAAGUCACGUACGAGCCACCCCCGACAGCCCCCACCCUGCUCACGGUGCUGGCCUACUCGCUGCUGCCCAUUGGGGGCCUCUCUCUCAUUGUCCUGCUGGCCUUCUGGAUGUACCGGCAUCGUAAACCCCCAUAUGGCCAUGUGGACAUCCAUGAGGACCCCGGGCCUCCACCCCCAUCCCCUCUAGUGGGCCUGAAGCCACUGCAGCUGCUGGAGAUCAAGGCUCGGGGGCGCUUUGGCUGUGUCUGGAAAGCCCAGCUCAUGAACGACUUUGUGGCUGUCAAGAUCUUCCCACUCCAGGACAAGCAGUCAUGGCAGAGUGAACGGGAGAUCUUCAGCACGCCUGGCAUGAAGCAUGAGAACCUGCUACAGUUCAUCGCCGCUGAGAAGCGAGGCUCCAACCUUGAAGUGGAGCUGUGGCUCAUCACGGCCUUCCAUGACAAGGGCUCCCUCACGGAUUACCUCAAGGGGAACAUCAUCACUUGGAACGAACUGUGUCACGUGGCAGAGACGAUGUCACGAGGCCUCUCAUACCUGCAUGAGGAUGUGCCCUGGUGCCGUGGCGAGGGCCACAAGCCGUCUAUUGCCCACAGGGACUUCAAAAGCAAGAAUGUAUUGCUGAAGAGCGACCUCACGGCUGUGCUGGCUGACUUUGGCCUGGCCGUUCGGUUUGAGCCAGGGAAACCUCCAGGGGACACCCAUGGGCAGGUGGGCACGAGAAGGUACAUGGCCCCUGAGGUGCUCGAGGGAGCCAUCAACUUCCAGAGAGAUGCCUUCCUGCGCAUCGAUAUGUAUGCCAUGGGGCUGGUGCUGUGGGAGCUCGUGUCUCGCUGCAAGGCCGCAGAUGGACCUGUGGAUGAGUACAUGCUGCCUUUUGAGGAAGAGAUCGGCCAGCACCCGUCGCUGGAGGAGCUGCAGGAGGUGGUUGUGCACAAGAAGAUGAGGCCCACCAUUAAGGAUCACUGGCUGAAGCACCCGGGCCUGGCCCAGCUCUGUGUGACCAUCGAGGAGUGCUGGGACCAUGAUGCUGAGGCCCGCCUGUCGGCGGGCUGUGUGGAGGAGCGGGUGUCCCUGAUCCGGAGGUCGGUCAACGGCACUACCUCGGACUGUCUUGUCUCCCUGGUGACCUCUGUCACCAAUGUGGACCUGCCGCCUAAAGAGUCAAGCAUCUAAGCCCAGGACAUGAGUGUCUCUCCAGACUCAGUGGAUCUGAAGAAAAAAGGAAAAAAAAAAGUUGGGUUUUGUUUUGGAAAUCCCAUAAAACCAACAAACACAUAAAAUGCA
Molecule: messenger RNA, 2656 nt
Organism: Microcebus murinus (gray mouse lemur)
Lineage: Eukaryota; Metazoa; Chordata; Mammalia; Primates; Cheirogaleidae
Source: RefSeq, a predicted model, not a curated record